GCCAGGGGGCGUGGGCAAGAACAGUCCAGGCUGGCCCCCGGGGGGCCGCGCGCCUGGCCCGAAAUAGCUCGUUUUGAUCCCGCUACCUCGGCCAGGAGCCCAGGCCUGGCACUUAGAGCAACCAGCUGCUCUGCAGCAAGACGGAAGUGGUUAGGUGACCGGGUGGGGCCGGCCUCAGGUCCGACUGAUGCGGGGACGUCCGUUAGAGAGGGGAGUCUCCCUGAUAGCCCCUACAACGGGAAAACAGUAGUUAGAAUGUAGUCUGGACGAGAUUUCUGCAGCAAGAGGGGGCGUGGUUGGGAGACAGACGGCAGGGAAGCCAGUGUACUUUAGAACCCCCUCCUAACAGCGAGCCCAGUCUCACAUCCUUUCCAUUGGUCCAGAGGCUUGCCAAUUACUGCUGCACUACGGUUCUCCAAUCAAACACGUUCUCUCAAUCAGGCCGACAUUACAGCCAGUUGUGAGACUCCCCUCUUUAGCCGCUUUCCAAUUACUUUUAUUUUCCUCUCUAUUAUUGGUCGCCUUUGAGGUCUCUCUUCCCGCGCGGGCACUCCCAAAGAGGGGCGGGGCUGAUAGGGCAUUGCUAAGCGACAAAGAUGUGCGCGGCGUCAGUCCGGUGAAGGAGCAGAGCAGGCCGAAACGUCCAGGUAGCUGCGGGAUGAACCGCAGGUGAGGCCGAUUCGUUUUCCGGGGACCACAGGAGGCCUGGGGAGGACCAAGGACUCUGAGCUCAUCCAGGUCCCAGAGAUCCAGGAUCCCAGAAGCUCCCAUGGCUCUGACCACAGGUCUCAACUCCCCUGAGCUGUUAGAGGGGUCCUGGCCAUCCAGCUCAGGGAUCCCUUCCCCACCCAGGACCACUGAGGAACAGAUGGUUGCCUCCCCACCACUCACUCUGGUUGAUAGUAGUGACUCUGUGGUAGCCAAGUACAUAAACCGGUUUCGCCAGGCUCAGCCCACAAGCCGAGAGGAACGCCGGCCUGUAGGCAUAACCCCAGCUGACUUUUGGUGGCUGCGGCCUGAAUCUCCAGACCCUAGCAAUCAACUUGCAGCAGCAGGAGUCAGUGAACCAGAAGAAAGACUCAACACAGCAGUCCCAACUCUUGCCAAGGUGGCCAGUGCAUCGCAGGCUAAGACUAUGACCCCACUUCAGGAAAUCAAGCAGAACCUCAACACAUGGAACUCAUCCCUGCUGGACCUGGAGACACUGAGCCUGCAAAGCAGAGCUGCCAGGCUGCUGAAACGCAGCAAGGCCUCGAUCUCCUCCUCCUCCUGCAGUCCCAGCGAUGCCAGCAGCUCCUCAUUCCCUGUCAGCUCUGAUGGUCCCUCUCCCUUCUCCAUGACCUUCACCCCUGAAUCCAGCAAGGGCUCUGACCCUAAGGCACAUGGAACUCCAGCACCAGCCCCCGGCCCUGCUCCAACCCUGGUCUCCUCCCUGGCACCCCUGCGGCCAGAAGAUGACAUUCUGUACCAGUGGCGGCAGCGGCGGAAGUUUGAACAGGCUCAAGGAGGUCAGGGUGACAGAACUUGGAUGCGGCCAGGGACGCCUGCCCUUACCACUCAGGUCCCUGUCCCCAUCUGUCUGCAGACCCCUCCUGACCCAGGAGAGAUCCUUCGUUCCCUGGGGACACAGCCUAACUGUGUUCCACUCUGGGGCAGUGUGGCCCAGCCUGUUCCCCCGGAAGCCAUCCAUGUGGAGAGGCCUCCUCUUCCCCCAGGGUUCUCUCCACACAUCGUCUGGGGCUCCAGCCCCCAUGGGUUAUUCUGGGCCCCGCAGUCGGGUCCCUGGGUAUCUCUUGGAGCCGUUCCCCACCUGCCCCCAGCCUCUACUGUGCACCCUGCUGCCCCCCAGGGUCUGCCCACCCCUACGCCAAGCAACCCCACCCAGACUGAGAGGCAGAGCCCUAAGCCUCGGAAAGGUAGAGCCCGGUGCCAGGAGCCUGCUGGGCGAGUCACGGCAGCGGAAGAGGGGCCUGGCCCGCAGCUCCGAGGCGCCCUGGGCCAGGUAGUGACCGCUCGCCUAUUUCCGGACUGCCUGGAGGACACGCCCCCUCUCCUCCAGGGCCGGCCUCCACCCCAGCCUGACUCUCCAGAAGUCAAGGCCACACACUCUCAAACCAAUAUUAGGCCGGGUCGCGCAGAGGUCACGCCCCCUCUCUCUAAUUCAGAGUUUCCGCAGACGGAGACCCCACGGGGUGGGUCUAAGGCCCGGUAUCAGAAUGCCAAGGCCACGCCUCCUGCAGCGAGGGCAGUGCUUUGCAAGGACAAAGACAAUCUCUCAGCUGAAGUCAGGCACCCUCAGCCCAAGGUGCGUCCCCCUCCAGCUGAAGAGGCGUCCCUAAGCGUCAAGGCCCCAUCCCCUCUGUUCAAGGCGGGGUCUCUAGAGGCGGUGGUCACGCCCCCUCUCGCUGCUGACCAUGACCCCGCAGAAGACCUGCUUUCCCAGGCCGCUCGGCUUCUGCAGGCUGCUGAAGACUCCGACGGCAGCGAGUUCCAGGAGGACCCUGUACUGCAGAUGUUAAGGGCUCAGAGGGCGGAGCUGCGGCGGCAGAAAAGGAAAGUGGACGCCCAGUUAUCCCUCCUGCUGGGCCAUACUGAAGACCCAGGGUCUUGGUCUCCUCCAGACAGGUUGCCUCCCAGGUCUCCAAGAAUGCGACUGAGGAGGGAAGGAGCCUCGCUUGAGGCCAGACGACUUUGAAUUGUACAAAUUCUGUUUUUCCCAAUGAAAUAUUUUUUUCAGGUUACUGGUUGUCUCUGAGAAAGGAGUUGUUCUGGAAAGGCCAAGAGUCAUGCUAAAUUAGGGAAAUGGCUGCCCCCCAACCCCCACCCUCCUUCCUGUCUGUUGAUGCAAAAUCUGCUCUGGUUUCAUCUUCUUUGAGGGCAAGGAAAGGGAGGGGUUCCAGGUAAGACUUCAGGCAAGACUGGGCCUUCCCUUAACUUAGGAGUAGAUUCUCCUGUCUGAGGGAGUCAGAAGGGACAGCCCUCUGGGCAUGUAGCUAAUGGGGUCAUCAGAGCAUUGGACAAUGGUUAGUCCUCAGUCCAUAUCCUGCUUGAGCCAGCAGCAGCAUUUGGUACAUUGAUGCCUCCCUCUUUGAAGCAUGUCCUUACCCUGCUUCCAGCACCCCGCCCUGCUCCUCACCAGCCUGUCACUUGGUGUGUCCCAGGGCUCUGGCCUUGACUUCUCUAUCUACACUCAUUCCUUGGUGCUGUUGUCUAGUUUCAUGGCUCUAAAUCCCAUCUCUGUUCUGUUAGUCCCCAAAUUUCUAUCUUCAGCCUAGACCUGGCCACUGAACCUCAGGCUCCUAUAUCCUGCUACCUGCUUACCAUCCUCACUUAAAAGUCUAAGAGAGGGCCAGCCGAGUGGCACAUUGGUUAAGAGAUGGCUUGGGACGCCAGAGGGCCCCGGUUCGGAUCCCACA
Molecule: messenger RNA, 3416 nt
Organism: Hipposideros armiger (great roundleaf bat)
Lineage: Eukaryota; Metazoa; Chordata; Mammalia; Chiroptera; Hipposideridae
Gene: PROSER3
Product: proline and serine rich 3
Exons: 10
Coding region: 770-2695 (641 amino acids)
Source: RefSeq, a predicted model, not a curated record